AUGUAAAAACUUAAACACACACUAGUUACCUUUAAAUUAUGCCCCUAUAGCAUGAGAGUGCUUGCUUUAAUGUGUCACAAAAACAUUAAGUUCGAAAUAAAAUUUAUUGAGAUGCAUUGCAAACCUGAAUGGUUUGUAAAAAUUAGCCCUUUAUCUAAAGUACCAAUAUUAAUAAUCGGAGAUGACAUUGUUUUAUUUGAAUCUGACGCAAUAAUGGAGUAUAUCGAUGAAAUAACACUGCCUUAAAUUAUGUCAUCUGAUCCAAUAUAAAAAGCCUUAGACAGAGGCAAAUUUGAAUAUGCAAGUGAACUAAUGAAAAAUAUGUCUAUUUUUUUUUUUAGCUUUGAUGAGGAAAGAUUCUUUAAGUACAAGGAAUUAGUAAAACAAAAUAUAGCACAAGUAGAAAGAUGGUUAGAGGACAAAAAAUAUAUGAAUGGAGAUUAAAUAUCACUUAUUGAUUUUUGCUUCAUUCCCAUAUUUGUGAACCUAAAUGCCUUUAAGCCUAUAAUUUAGCAAUGUGAAUUAACAAAGAAUUUUACAAAAGUUUCAAAUUCAAAUAUAUAGUAGUUUAAUAAAUAUGGAGAGACUAUUCUGUAGCUUCCAUGUUCCAAAGCAGGAAAGGUGCCAGAUUAUGAAUUACUUAUAGUUGAAGGUGUCGAAAAGGUCAACAGUUACUUAUACAGAUUAAAUCCUUGCUUUUUUAAAAGUUUGAAAGACAUACACAUCAGAUAACCUCCAAAAUGA
This is a messenger RNA of Paramecium tetraurelia, 744 nucleotides long. RefSeq lists its product as uncharacterized. The transcript has 3 exons. The record is from RefSeq and is a predicted model, not a curated record. Lineage: Eukaryota; Ciliophora; Oligohymenophorea; Peniculida; Parameciidae. Gene Ontology annotation, cellular component: cytoplasm.